Molecule: messenger RNA, 2474 nt
Organism: Stegostoma tigrinum
Lineage: Eukaryota; Metazoa; Chordata; Chondrichthyes; Orectolobiformes; Stegostomatidae
Exons: 3
Coding region: 1760-2437 (225 amino acids)
Source: RefSeq, a predicted model, not a curated record
GUUGCCAAGGUUUCAGGUGGGCAACCAACCCAGAUCCAGGCAUCAUUGCCUGCAAACACAGCACCUGAAAUCCAAGGGGUCGUCCGCUUCUUUGCAUUUUCGAAAAGUUACCAUUUAACAGGAGAUGUUUAAAUUUAGCUUUUUUUUAACUAUUUCACCCGUCCCUGCCCAUGUAUACUUCUACUUUCACCGCCCACCCCCAACCAUUGCGACCACGUCAAUGAAUUUUGCAAAUGACAAAUAAAUCGAGGCAAAGAAUGAAUGGAACAGGUUGCUAUGCCUCUCAUUCACCAGCCACACCAGUCCUCCUGCUUUCUCUAACGAUUUUCAUUCAAUCCUUUCAUUGUAACGAGAAUGCUCCGGCCCGAGGAAAUAACGUGCUUGAAAAAAAAAGAAAAUUAACCUCGAUUUAUUACGCGGAUUCAUUUGUUUCCAAAGGUCGGUUUCUGCUUUUGAUAAGCCUGGGAAUCGCAUAUUAUCAGGAAAGGUGGUCGAUUGUUCGGAAACGUGAAAAGAGAAUGUAGGGUUUGCCAACACCUCCGUCGCUGAUCUACAUUUUUUUUUUGGAUUACCAACCUGCAGCACCGAAGCGGUACAGUUCCUGGCAUUCUCACUUCUAAUCCAGCCUCUACAGUAAACGGUAAUGCAAGAUCGGAACUGAGUAACACACUGGGCCAGUGGCAGGUGAACGAACACCCCGAGAAAACUACGACCUUCUCCUGACUAGAAAUAUGUGUUGCAAUCCAAAAAUAAAUUUGCGUGUAAGAAGGGACGUUCAGCGUGGGGUGAGGGGGGUUAAAUUAGAUAUUUUUUACAAAGCCAGUCCAGAGCUCCUGACGUUUCCGUUCAAGGUGGAAAUUAGAUUAGAGCGCUACUCCAGAGACACAACGUUUUAAAUAUCAUUUCAAAUAUAUUUACAAGUAAUGCGCCAAUGGAAACAGCGUUCUGAAACUAACAAGAGAAACCAAAAACAGAGAAACUGGCUAAGCGGACCCUUUUGUUUGUUUCGAUUACACAAUCGGCAAUUUCAUCAACAAUUAUUCAUCCAGAUUCUUAUAGCUAACUAGUCCUGGUACACUACAGUGGCCUCAGACCCACAUAUCUGACUGACAUCUGUUCAUCCACUCAAUCGUUCUGAAGCUUGCUGUACUGAAUAAACUGAUUUUACCCACUCCCAACCCCCAUUCGAUUUGUAACUAGUGUCAUUCAACGCGCAACUACGAUCUCUUACAGCGCCGACCAUUCAAAGCUUUUAUUUAAAGGCUGGCCGCCGAAUCAUAUAACAAAAAAAAUCACAUAUCUGGGAUCUAGAUUUUUUAAAAAACGAUGCAGACCAUCUGCUACUUUCUCUGACAGCUCACAACCCGAGAGAAGGAUCCCUUCAAGCUGAGCACAAAGUUUCAGAGCCGCGAACAGGCGAGUUUCUUUUACAUUCUCAAACGCUCACCCACGUCCUGCCUGAAUGCUAGAAAAAAGUGAAACUCUGUGUGAGACUCGGUGCCACCAUCGAAGGCGGUGCAGUCAACAAAAGUGGGUGGCGGGGGGAAAGCUUCAGCUCCUUCACAUAUCGUGUGGUCUUUCCCUUUUCGCUACUUAAAAAAAGCUCAUUUUGCUUACCCGGCUUUUAUUUUCCCACCCUCGGUGAAGGAAUGCCGAAUCCGGGACUGGAGGUGGUGUCUUUAGUUCCCAAGCGAUGAGCUAAGAUUGCUGUUGUCCCCAGUCAGAGGCAGCACCAGGCUCUCUUGGGUCUGCCGUUCAAAUGGAUGCGUGCACUGCUUUCCUCAAACCACCAGUGCCCCAGCCCCCGACUGCAGUUGGAAGUUGUGGAAAAAAAAAGUUCAGUCCAAUCCACUUUCAAACGUCUGAGGUCACUGCGGCAAAACGUCGCGAUACUGAACUGCAGGAGAGGAGAUGGAGACUUGGCUGUGUUGAUCCUUGGGAACUGCAGGCUUAUUGGGCCAGAGACGGAAAGCGUCCAUGCUUGGCACUUUCUCAGCAAGUGCCUGAGGAACUGGUGGCCAAGUCAACGAACCCAGAAAUGAUCUACUGCUUUGAUGAUUUCACUUAUCUGUUCAAAUAUGCCCUUUGGAGGAGUUUGGCAAUUAAAAUCCUCUAUGUGGCCUCUUCAACUCAGCUGGGCAUGAAGAGAACUGACAGAGGACUCCAGUUCAGCACAAAUGCAGAAUCUCUGGUCUGCCUGAAAAAUGAUUUUGGAGAUAUUCUGAGUGUGAACAGUAACAAGAGGCAGCAUCAUUCAGGCCUUACGAGAUUCCAUCCAUUGAUUCUCUCGGCAUAUUUCAGAGGUUUGUCAGGAGCUACAAGAUCUUCUGUUUGUUCAUUGAAUCUUGAUUUGGAUCUUCAUCCUAAAACACCUUAUUCCAAAUAUGGACAAGAAAAAGCUGUAUUCCAGAAGUCAGGUACAAGUGACUGCCCUUGAUAUCAAGGCAGCAUCUGACCGGAUGUGGCAUCAUGGA